AUGGCUUCGUUAUUGAGCAUCAGCUCCGCAUCUUCUCUCUUCAUGCUUUUCUUCCUCCUGUUCUUGCAAGCUUUUGCUCCAUAUUCGACCGCUCAAGAAGCAGCCGGCGGCGAGCGGCGGCCAUUAGUGCCGGCGAUGUUUGUGUUCGGCGAUUCCCUCAUUGACAACGGCAACAAUAAUAACCUGCCUUCUUUAGCCAAAGCCAACUACUUGCCUUACGGCAUCGACUUCGCCGGCGGCCCGACCGGCCGGUUCGCCAAUGGGUACACCAUUGCUGAUGGGAUUGGUGAGUUGCUUGGUCUACCGCUCAUUCCUCCAUUCUCCCAAGUUUCUGGCAACAUAAAUAGUGCCAUUAAUGGAGUUAACUAUGCCUCUGCUGCUGCAGGCAUUUUGGACAUAAGUGGCAGAAAUUUUGUGAGCUUAAUACCAUUCAACCAACAAAUCAGAAACUUUGCGUCAACAAUGGAACAGUUCAGUACCAUCUUAGGAGCACAAACGGCAUCAGACUCGAUUGCACGCUCCGUAUUAUUCAUAGGAUUUGGGAGCAACGAUUACCUUAACAACUAUCUGAUGCCAAACUACAACACACGCUUUCAGUACGAUGGGGAUCAGUUUUCUGAUCUUCUCAUUCAACAUUAUUCUAAUCAGCUUGAAACUCUUUACAACCUUGGAGCUCGAAGAUUCAUAAUUGCGAACGUUGGAGUGUUGGGGUGCAUCCCAUACGUUCUUUCUCAGAAUUUGACGAGCCACUGCUCAUCAGAGGUUAAUAAUCUUGUCAUCAACUUCAACAGUAAACUUCAGCCGAUGCUCCGUAAUCUCAAUACAAAUCUUCAAGGAUCUCAAUUCUUACACAUGGAUAUAUACAACAUGUUCAAGGAUAUACUUGAGAAUCCAAGAAAGUAUGGAUUCAGUGUGGCCAAUCGAGGCUGCUGCGGAAUUGGAAGAAACAGUGGGCAGAUCAGCUGCCUUCCAUUUCAGACUCCAUGCCCAAACAGAGACCAGUAUGUCUUUUGGGACGCCUUCCAUCCUUCAUCAGCUGUAAAUAUCAAACUGGCAAGAAAGUCUUUCAGUGGUAGCUCAGAUAUAAUCUCUCCCAUGAACAUACAACAACUAGCAACUCUUAAUCCUUAACAACAACCUGCAAAAAUUUUCUUGAGUCCCUAAG
Dendrobium catenatum is the source of this 1165-nucleotide messenger RNA. RefSeq names its product GDSL esterase/lipase At1g71691. Bases 1 to 1131 code for a protein of 376 amino acids. Gene Ontology annotation, molecular function: hydrolase activity, acting on ester bonds. The transcript is spliced from 5 exons. The record is from RefSeq and is a predicted model, not a curated record. Lineage: Eukaryota; Viridiplantae; Streptophyta; Magnoliopsida; Asparagales; Orchidaceae.